Melampsora larici-populina 98AG31 is the source of this 345-nucleotide messenger RNA. RefSeq lists its product as uncharacterized. The record is from RefSeq and is a predicted model, not a curated record. Lineage: Eukaryota; Fungi; Basidiomycota; Pucciniomycetes; Pucciniales; Melampsoraceae. The coding region runs from base 1 to 345 and encodes 114 amino acids. The transcript has 2 exons.
AUGGUUGAAAAUGAUUCCGAUUAUGAGAUGAUUCCAAACCCAAACCCGAAAAAACCUGGAAGAGCGAAGCAAACAGCUGGAGAUACUGACGAGCUAUUCAAUUACUAUGAUAAACCUGAAUGGGAUGAAGAGAACGUAAGUGACAACUUAAUCGGAGAUUGUGAUGAAGACAUUGAAAAUCCACCCUAUGAAGGAGAUAGCAGCCUUAAACAGUGCAUGGAAGACGAUGAAUCUGAGGUUGAUGGCAAAGAAGAUGACAAUGCCGAUGAAAUCAAAGCCUCAGAGAUUGUUUCAGGUGAUUCAUUUUCAAGAGCAAUUCACAAGGUCGGUUUUCCUAAACAAUGA